Perognathus longimembris pacificus (Pacific pocket mouse) is the source of this 4220-nucleotide messenger RNA. It is a transcript of the gene Timp3, whose product is annotated as TIMP metallopeptidase inhibitor 3. The record is from RefSeq and is a predicted model, not a curated record. The transcript is spliced from 5 exons. Gene Ontology annotation, biological process: negative regulation of membrane protein ectodomain proteolysis; negative regulation of endopeptidase activity. Lineage: Eukaryota; Metazoa; Chordata; Mammalia; Rodentia; Heteromyidae. The coding region runs from base 306 to 941 and encodes 211 amino acids. Gene Ontology annotation, cellular component: extracellular matrix. Gene Ontology annotation, molecular function: metalloendopeptidase inhibitor activity; protease binding.
GAGCGCCCGGGCUGCUGCUCCGUUCCCGCUCGCUCCUUCUCCCUCACCCGCUACAGCCCGUGUGCCGGCGCCCAGGCAGACUCGCCGCGCCCCUGCCGGUCCCGCUGGGCACUCGGAGGGCAGCCCACCGCAGGCCAAAGUUUCCCCGGCAGGGUCCCCCCCGCCGCUCCCCCGUCCCGGCGACCUCCGUCCCGGCUGCAGCGGCCCCGCCGGCCCGCGCGGCUCUCCACGCGGCGACAACUUCGGAGAAGGCGAUCGGCGCUGGGUCCCUGCAGCGGACAGCGGUGGCAGCAGCGGCAGCGGCAAUGACUCCCUGGCUCGGGCUCGUGGUGCUCCUGGCUGGCUGGAGCCUGGGGCACUGGGGUGCCGAGGCGUGCACGUGCUCGCCCAGCCACCCCCAGGACGCCUUCUGCAACUCCGACAUCGUGAUCCGGGCCAAGGUGGUGGGGAAGAAGCUGGUGAAGGAAGGCCCCUUUGGCACACUGGUCUACACCAUCAAGCAGAUGAAGAUGUACCGAGGCUUCACUAAGAUGCCGCACGUGCAGUACAUCCACACGGAAGCCUCUGAAAGUCUCUGCGGCCUGAAGCUAGAGGUCAACAAGUACCAGUACCUGCUGACAGGCCGCGUCUACGAUGGCAAAGUGUACACGGGGCUGUGCAACUUCGUGGAGCGGUGGGACCAGCUCACUCUCUCCCAGCGCAAGGGGCUGAACUAUCGCUACCACUUGGGCUGCAACUGCAAGAUCAAGUCCUGCUAUUACCUGCCUUGCUUUGUGACCUCCAAGAACGAGUGUCUCUGGACCGAUAUGCUCUCCAAUUUCGGUUACCCUGGCUACCAGUCCAAACACUAUGCCUGCAUCCGGCAGAAGGGUGGUUACUGCAGCUGGUACCGAGGAUGGGCCCCCCCAGACAAGAGCAUCAUCAAUGCCACCGACCCCUGAGCCCAGACCCUUUCCUGUCUCACCUCCCUCCCUUCCCGCUGAGCAUCCCUCGGACACUAACUCUUCCCAGAUGAUGACAGUGAAAUUAGUGCCUGUUUUCUUGCAAAUUUAGCACUUGGAACACUUAAAGAAAAGCCUACGUUGAUUAUGGAAUUGAUUUGGAGCUAUCUUCCUGUUCCCCUUCCCUCCCUCCCAUUCUACCUCCCUACCCUUUCUUUUUGGUUUUGACAUUAUCCAUUUCCACCUGGGAAUUUCUGGCGCCAUGCCAGAAAGAACGAGGAAUGUAUACUCCCUUUCUUCAUGAUAUAUAAUCUAUAUUUUUUUAGGAAAACAAAAAUCGAAAAAUCUAACCCAUUUGGGCAUUGUAAUCACUACUCUUCUUUCUUCUUCCCCAUUUGGCUAUCUCCCCAGACCUUCUCUCCCUCCCUCACCUGUCUCCACCACAGUACACAAAGGUCAUAGACAAGGAAGUUGCCAGAAGGCCAAGCUGUUUCUGGAUCAGUCAAGAGCAGGCACCCAGCAGAUAUAGACUUGAGGUACGCGGAAGGUCUUACACACAGAGGAGAUGUGAUUGCAUAUCCUGACCAGACUGUCUGUCUAUGUCUGUGCAAGAGAGUGAGGAGGGGAAAGGAACAGACAGGAGGAGUAGGUCUCAGAAGACACAUGCAGUUCCUCCAGCCCCUUGAGGCUUGGAUUGGCCAGAUGUUUCUGAGUCUAGAGCAAAGUAGCCUGGCCAGAGCUUUCUGUGUUGAUAAAGACUUAAACAUCUGCUUGAGAUCAGCAGGCCGCUUGCCUGUCUGUUCAGAAACUCAGGUGAAGGGCUAAGAUGAAUCUCUUUCCUCUCCCUGCCUCCCAGUGAGGCUUCACGGUCAUGGGAAGUGUCUGGGGGAGGUUUGGCUGGGAGCUUGCCUGUAUGUAAAUGGGACAAACGCACAUACUGUACACUAUCCACAGAUAUAGCCAAGUAGAUCCGGGUAGAGAAUACUUUUUUUUUUCUUCCCCAAAGUAGCGUUUAGCUCAUCUAGGGGGAAUGUGUUUGUAUACACAUUUGCAUAUACCCACACAAGGAUAUAAGCUAAUUUUUUUUUUUACAGGACACAGAAUUUUAUUCAAUACUGUUAAAUAUGCCAAUCGUUUAAUCGCUUCUCUCUUGCUGUUGUUGCUUGUUUGAAGAAAAUCAUGACAUUCCAAGUUGACUUUUUUUUUCAUUUUAAUUAAAAUUUGAAAUUCUGAAUACCCUCUUUUUCCCUAUAACUGAGGUCCUCUGACCCUCUAGCCUUCUCUUUUUCUCCUGCUUCCUAUUUGGGGGAGGGGUCUUCACCUAACUGCCUACUGUCUGGCGGAUGGCAGGUGGCCAGGAGUCUUCACACAAAGGAGGACAGCCAAGUGUCCUGCCUUGGCUAAAUGGCCACCUCUCCUGGGUUUGGGGACAGCCUUGCUGUCCUUCUCAAGUUCAUUGGUGGGUGGCUGCCACCUCCGGAGGUCCUCAUUUCACGGAAUUAGUAUGGGAGGUCCCUGGGGAAGCCUGGCUACGCCAUCCGCUGGAGGGUUUUUGUUGUAUUUUUUUUUAAAUAAAACUAUAAUAUAAAUUCUCCUAUUAAAUAGAAUUAUUUUAAGUUUGAGUGUCAAACAUGAGAUGUGGAGAAUAGAGGAUAAUGUGUAAUUUAAAGAAUUGGGGAGAUAGGAUGGUGACCUUGAAGGUGAUUGCUCUCUUUUUUUUCUUUCUUUUUUCCUUCAGAUUAUGGGUAUUUAUCCUCUAUUAGUACUUAUAUCUUCAGUUCAUUCCACUUUAGGAAACAGAGCUACCAAUUGAAACAAGGCGGGAGAGGAAAAGGUAGACAACAAGAUGUAGUAUGUCUCGCACACAAUGUCCAGGCAAGAGGUGUGGCAGAACCCCAGGGCAGGAAGAUAGUCUAGUUGAGUUUUCUUGCUGUGGAUUUCACUACUGUGCAACCAUCCCCUGUGCUCCUGUCAUUUGGCAAAGGGGGACGGGAGGCGUGGCCUUCUCCAUGAAGCUAUACAAGCAGAGGAGCUGAGGUCAGCAAGCCAGUGGUUUCUAAGAUGUUCGGUGUUUCUCAGACUUGGUGUGUAGGAUUAUCAUGAUGUCAGUCUCAAAGUUUUGCAAGGUGGAGCCCAAGCUCCCGGUCCAACCUGCAUGAGUGCCUUCUGCCAGUCACCCCAGAGCACCUCCAGCAAGGCAACAGGCCAUUCUUGGUCCCUAAUGCGGUCACCCCCACUCACACAAAGAGGGACUUGGGCUAAGGCCCCUGAAGUUGCCCUACAGGGUAAAUCAGCUGGCAGAACCAUCGCCCCACCGGCAAGCCCCUGACGGAGUGUCCUGGGCAGCAAAAGGUCUUUUGCAAAUUGCUCUCAUCAGAGAGCGGUUUUGAGCUUUCUGUAAGCUAAAGCUUUGUUUAUUUCCUCUGUUCACUUACUGUACAAUGUAAAGUCAUUUCUGUAGCCGAGGCACUUCCGUAUUUCAAUCAGAUCAUGAUGGUUUUGUUUUGCUAAAUCUUGUGUCAUGUGUAGGCUUUAAUAUGUGUACAGUGUAUCUAAGCUAGAGAGAGAGAGAGAGAGAAAGAAAAAAAGAAACCCACAUGUCACCAUUUUCCUGAAUCAAAUUCUACAGUGGACUGGACAGUAAAGUACUUCUACGCGGGCAGACAGCUGGACUGGCAAACUGGGGAACUGGAACCCACAAAGACACCUGCCUCCUCUCCGUCUGACUCCCACAGAUUCCCUGAGUAGAAAGGAGGGUGGGGAAGAACAUAUACUUAUGUCCUUGCUUUGUAUCAAGUAGUAUUGGGCCAUCCACCAUUGCCUCUUGUUCACUCUCCCUCUCCAAGUCCUCUAACCUACUCAUUGGAGAAGCCAUGUUUUCUCCUAAAAGUCAUUUCAAGUUCUUUUCUGCCUACUCUGGACAUCAAUUCUGCUUUUCCAUUAAGGAAACUUCCAGGCUUUUUUCUCCCAGGCCAGCACUCAGCUUUGGGGACUCCCUGGUCUUUACCCUGCCCAAGCAAUCUCUACCUUGCCCCAGGAUGACCUAGCCACAGUCCUGGAGCACCGUUUCUCAUGUCACUCAUUCUUUAACAACCAAGGGAACAAAUGACUUAUGGGAAUAGCUCUGUGUAGGAGAUAUUACUGUAGCCUACCCCAGGAGAGGACGCUUAUUAUCCCUUUCUGGCUUCAGCCUUUUCAUUUGGGGCAUGAUAAUCAACAAGGUGGAUUGUCCCCAAGAUGGUACCCAACUGUUUGGCUCUUGGCUACCUAAAGUUAAAA